Messenger RNA from Musa acuminata AAA Group (dessert banana), 1372 nucleotides. RefSeq names its product probable magnesium transporter NIPA7. The coding region runs from base 243 to 1229 and encodes 328 amino acids. Gene Ontology annotation, cellular component: membrane. Gene Ontology annotation, molecular function: magnesium ion transmembrane transporter activity. Gene Ontology annotation, biological process: magnesium ion transport. The record is from RefSeq and is a predicted model, not a curated record. The transcript is spliced from 8 exons. Lineage: Eukaryota; Viridiplantae; Streptophyta; Magnoliopsida; Zingiberales; Musaceae.
GCCUGGCUGAUUCAACGUUCCAUGAGAACCCUUCACUUUCUACUCUUUAAUGGCUAUGCUUAGGUGGGACGGAGCAUAUUCCGCCGCCUUCGCUGUUCUCCCUCGCUCUCCCGUUCGAUUGCCUAACCUUUUGCGCUUCGCAUCUCUCCAUCCAUUUCUUUUUUGUGCCUUCACAUCGAGGACUUCGAAGUCCGAGUGACGCCCGCGGGCUAGUAGAUGAGCUGCCUGAUGUCGCCCGAACGAUGGAUCAGGAUUCGACCAACGGCGGGCCACCGCCCGCUGCGGGCUCCCUCCACCUCUUCGCCGACAACCUCAAUGGCUUCCUCCUCGCCGUCGCCUUCAUCGGCGCCGGCUUCAUCGUCAAGAAGCAGGGCCUCAGGCGCGCCGGUGCGUCCGGCUCUCGCGCCGGCGUAGGUGGGUACGGAUAUCUGUUGAAGCCUCUCUGGAGGAUCGGAAUGGUCACAAUGAUCUUUGGUGAAAUUGCCAACUUUAUGGCCUACAUAUUUGCCCCAGCUGUUCUGGUAACUCCGUUGGGUGCUUUGUGUCUCAUUGUGUGGUGGGAUGUGCGAAAUUUAAAAGCUUGCAUUGGUCACAGAUUUAAAAGCUUGCAUUGUUCUGGUCCGAUUGAGGAUUGGUACGUGGACCACCCUCUACUAGACGAUACUAUAACCUGCCCCUGCAUCAGGCAAUACGGGGUUUCGAUUGUAAACGAUCACAUAUCAUCGGUGAUGAGUAUUAAGGCCAUAGGAAUUGCAAUUAAGCUCAUAUUGGAGGGAAUCAACCAUGCUGCAUUAGAUACUUUCAGUACUGCAGUUGUUUCUCCUGUCUACUAUGCCAUGUUCAGAAUUCUUACUAUAUUCACAGGUGCCAUCAUGUUCAAGGAUUGGUCUGGGCAGAGUGCAAGUGAUAUUGCAUCAGAGAUUUGUGGGCUUAUUACAGUAAUAUCUGGGACUACAUUGUUGCAUUCUACCAGUGAGGCAGAUCCACCUACUUCAGAUUUAUAUGCACAGCUCUCUCCCAAGAUGUUUUGGCACAUCCAAGGGAAUGGUGAGAUGGGAAAGCUCGAGGACAAUGAUAUGUCGUCCGGGGAGUUUGUUGCAGUCCUUCGACAGUCCGAGGAUUAUGUCACGUUAGUCUAUCGGCUCACGCGCCGCAUGAUGGAUCCUGAGUUUUCGCCUAAUCAUGCGAUGCAGGUGUAUGUCGGACUCAACUUCAUGAUCGAUGGUUGAAGAUGGAGAACCACAAGUUUUGUACUAGGCAGCAGCUUAGGAUUGCUGAUGGUGGCUUCCAUUUCAUGUAGUCUGGAUGCGGAUAAGUUCAGCUAUGUAUGUUAUGCAUAAAUUUUCAUUUAGUUGUUAAUAGCUGAGUUAUA